Messenger RNA from Ceratotherium simum simum (southern white rhinoceros), 2039 nucleotides. It is a transcript of the gene TNFRSF13C, whose product is annotated as TNF receptor superfamily member 13C. NCBI's taxonomy places the organism in Eukaryota, Metazoa, Chordata, Mammalia, Perissodactyla, Rhinocerotidae. Gene Ontology annotation, cellular component: external side of plasma membrane. Gene Ontology annotation, biological process: positive regulation of T cell proliferation; T cell costimulation; B cell costimulation. Gene Ontology annotation, molecular function: signaling receptor activity. The record is from RefSeq and is a predicted model, not a curated record.
CCGGGGCAGGGAGGCCAGACUCAGUCCCCGCCUGGUGUGCGCGCCAUCAGCAGCAUGAGGCGAGGGGCGAGGAGCCUCAAGGGCAGGGACGGGUCGGCGCCCACGCAGUGCGUCCAGGCCGAGUGCUUCGACCCGCUGGUCCGCAACUGCGUGGCCUGCAGGCUCCUCCGGACGCCCGAGCCUAGACCGGCAGCCGCGGGGAGCAGCCUGGCGCCUGGCACGGCUCUGCAGCCGGAGGAGUCGGUGGGCGCGGGGGUCGCCGAGGCCGAGGCCACGCUGCCGCUCCCCGCGCUACUCUUCGGCGCCCCCGCGGGGCUGGGGCUGGCGCUGGCCCUGGUGCUGGUGGGCCUGGUGAGCUGGCGGUGGCGGAGGCGGCGGCUCGGCGGGGUGGCUGCCCCCGAGGCCCCGGACGGAGACCAGGACGAGGCCCUGGACAAUGUCAUCAUCGUCUCCCCUGGACUGCUUGAUGCCAAAACUCCCGUCUGGCCUCCACCCAGAGAAGACCCAGAUGCCACCCCACCUGCCCACAGUGUCCCUGUGCCAGCCACAGAGCUGGGCUCCACUGAGCUGGUGACCACCAAGACGGCUGGCCCUGAACAACAGUAGCGAUGGAGGGGGCAGGAGGUGGCCCUUGCUCUCCCUGUGAAUUUGGCUAUUCACACCAGCACCCACCUGCCCAUUUUCUGGGAGCCAGGCUGCUCCUUCACUAACCCUGCAGAACCACAGACACCACAGACCACAGGGUUCAGCUGGCAUAGCAUCAUAUGGCACGUUAGCAUUUGGCUUAAAACCAUACCAUUUUUGGCAGCCCUCGAAGGUUGUGGCUGAGCUCCUGUGUUUUUGAGUGGUUAAGGCACUUUGAGUAGCAGGUUUUCCUUUUAGAGUGGGAAAGCCACCAUUAAGCCAGAAUGAAUCUAGGUAAAGGACCAAGUGAUAUAGGAUGCUUAAUUUGUAGCUAGGUGUUAUAUUUUUUUUAAUACUUGCUCUCUGAGCUGUUCUGCUUUUAACCUGAUGCAAAUGGCAGCAAUGAGUAACCAACUGACAGGUUUGCUUUGGGAUUUAGUACAAGAUGAUUUUUAGAAAUAGCCUAGAUUGUGCUGAUUCUUGUGUAUCUGUACCCUAGGGUCAACCUUGAGCUUGGCCCAAUCUGCUAGGACCUAUGAUGCCAUUUUCUCCCUGGAGGCAGCUUCCAGAGCCCAAGGCUUACACUUGGGAGGAAGUCUACAGCCUCUGGGGCUGGACUGCAAGCUCAUGCUGAAGGCACACUGGCAGACAUCUCCCUCAGAGAUCACUGGGGUCCCAGUUGCCUCCAAGGCACACUCAGCUGUACGCAGGGCAGGGCUCAGGACCUACAGGAGGCUCCUUUGUACAGAGGCCAGGGCAGGCCUGUGGCCUUGAACCAGCUGGACCUGAUGUCCCUUGAGCUCCCUUCUCUCUGUGGCCUGCCCUCCUCAAGCACUAGGCUCUGAGUGCUGGGGCCACUUGGCCGUACUGUGCCAGCCCCUGGAGUCACCCACCAUCCCAGUGGAACUACUCCUCUGACAGCAGUGUCCCUUGUUUGGGGCCUGGAGUGAAGACCUUCUCUUUCAGUACUGGACCACACUGUACACUUGGUCAGCUGCUUCCUCUCCUGCUGGCUCUCCGACACAGGGUUAAAACCUCCUGACCUGGACUCUGCCCUGGACAGUGUCCUUGGAACUUGUCACGGCUUAGCACCCUUGGAAGGAGCACUGGACUGGGAGUCAGAAGAUGGAGUUCUGGGUACCAUUUUCUCCCACUGUAGGGCCUUGGACACGUUCUGUUCCAUGCAUGAGAUGCUUUCUGCCUACCCUUUCCUGACCUGCCCAUCAGAGCUGCCUGGCAGACACCUGCCCUUCCUGUCCACCCCUUUCCCAACUCAGAAGACAGCGGCCAGCAGCUUUGGAGCCCCCAAGAUCUGGACACUCACAUCGAGGUCUCUUCCUAGCUGUUCCCUCCCUGAGCCCAUCUCAGAUGCCCCUCCCCCCAGGCUGCCAGGUGGCUGGAGUGAGGUCAGGUGG